CAAAAAAGUGCUGAGUGGCAGUCAGCUGAAGAGCUGCAUGUGAAUAUAACUGACAGGAGUUGGACAUCAGCAGGCUUUACGUGUUUUGGACGAAAUGGCUACAGAAGCCAGCAUCUCCUCUGAUGAGCGCAGGGUGAAGAGAGGCUAUGAACAAAUGGUGUUCGUCAACCGAAGCGUGAAGCUGGAAAACAUCAAAUGCUAUGGAUUUGACAUGGACUACACGAUGGCGAUGUAUAAGUCUCCAGAUUAUGAGAGCCUGGGCUUCGAGAUGAUAAGAGACAGGAUGGUGUCUGUUGGAUACCCUCAUGAGCUUAUACGCUACACAUACGACCCCAGCUUCCCCACACGCGGUUUAGUGAUCGACACCACAUACGGGAACCUCCUGAAGGUGGAUUCAAACGGGAAUAUUUUAGUCUGCAGUCAUGGCUUCUACUUCCUCAAAGGACAAGAGAUUAAUAACUACUAUCCCAACAAGUUCAUUCAGAGAGGAGACACUGACCGUUUCUACAUCCUGAACACUCUCUUCAACCUUUCAGAGACUUACCUCUACACCUGCCUCGUGGACUUCUUCGCCAGGGCCACCAGAUACAAAAACCUCCAGAAGGGUUUCCAGCAUGGAGACUUGUUUAUGUCCUACAGAAGCAUGUUCCAGGAUGUCCGAGAUGCCAUGGACUUCAUUCACGACACGGGAGCCCUGAAGGGACAAACCAUCAAGAAUGUGGAUAAAUACGUCAUUAAAGAUCCAAAUCUCCCUGUUCUCUUGAACCGGCUCAAAGAUGUGGCCAAGGUUUUCCUCGCCACUAACAGUGACUACGGCUACACUGAGGCCAUUAUGAAGUACCUGCUUGAAAGUACUGCUAAGUCCUCAAGUCCAAAAAAGUGCUGGCGCACCUUCUUCGACCUCAUCGUUGUGGACACCAGGAAGCCGCUGUUCUUUGCAGAGGGGACUGUGCUGAGACAAGUGGACACGGACACAGGAAAGCUUCGGAUUGGGACGUACACAGGAGACCUCGCACAUGGAACUGUUUACUCCGGAGGAUCUUCAGACAUCAUCUGUGAUCUGCUGGACGUCAAAGGGAAAGACAUCCUCUAUGUCGGCGACCACAUCUUUGGCGACAUCCUCAAAUCUAAGAAGCGUCAGGGCUGGAAGACUUUCCUGGUCGUACCGGAGCUCACUAAAGAGCUGCAAGUGUGGGAGGAUAAGAAGAGUUUAUUUGAUGAGCUGAAAUGUCUUGACAUCUUCUUAGCUGACCUUCACAAGAACCUAGACAGCGGCAGCCGAGAGUGUCCCGACAUCGGCAACAUCCAGACGAGGAUGAAGGUGCUGACCUUCAGGAUGGACAUGUCCUACGGACAGAUGGGCAGCCUCCUGCGCAGCGGCUCCAGACAGACGCUGUUUGCCAGCCAGCUGAUGCGUUACGCAGAUCUAUACUCCUCCAACUGCUUGAACCUGCUGCACUACCCCUUUAAUUACCUCUUCAUGGCUCCCCCAGUUCUGAUGCCCCAUGAAGCCGUGUCUCAACACGCGGCUGACCUCGCUGCAGCAGAGCUCGCUCCUGCCAACCAUGUUGUGAACAAGAACAAAAUCUAAGUGCUGAAGACAGCUGGCCAAGAUGUUUCAGCAGAAGAACAUGAAGAUGCUCCAGAGGAAUCUUCUACAUGGACACUGCUGAUGCAUUAAGGGUUUGUUGCUGCCAUGAUGUGCCUCCGUUAUAAAUUAAAACAUUUAUUGCUCCACCUAGUGGACAUGAAGAGCUAUACCAUGCAACAAGAAAGCAGACUCAGGGUUACUGUAUAUACGAGUGUGAAUCUGUUACAUGUAGUGGUGCAUGUGCACUUUUAACUUGUGUAAUGGUUUUUGAGAAGUGACUUUAUUUAUUUGUUGUUUGUGCAAUCUCUGAACCACUGAAUCGUUUCAAUAAAUCAUUCAUAUUAUUUUU
Molecule: messenger RNA, 1940 nt
Organism: Centropristis striata (black sea bass)
Lineage: Eukaryota; Metazoa; Chordata; Actinopteri; Perciformes; Serranidae
Gene: nt5c2l1
Product: 5'-nucleotidase, cytosolic II, like 1
Exons: 18
Coding region: 95-1591 (498 amino acids)
Molecular function (GO): 5'-nucleotidase activity
Source: RefSeq, a predicted model, not a curated record